AUGGUUCAAUUUUGGAAUUCUGCUUACAAGUGUUUCACUUUUAGGGAAGUGGAUUUAGUGCCUAUCGUCGAGGAACAUACUACCCUACUCAGGUGUCCAAAAGUGCAAGUUAGAAAAGCUUAUGCCAAGAUUUUUAAUGGUCAAACCUUCACGAAGAAAUUGAUGAAUAUUUUAGGGAUGAGCGAGCCUUGGGUCACCGCUCGGAUUCAACAAAAGAGAGAUAGUAAAUGUACCCCUUGGAAGAAUUUGAGAGAUUUGGUUUUAACACAUCCAGAUGAGAGAAAGAGGGUCGAUAUCUUCACCUUAAGCAUCUAUGGAUUGGUAAUUUUUCCUAAGGCUUCAAGGCACGUGGAUGAGGCAGUCACUGACUUAUUCGAUCGUCUUGAGAAGGAAAUCACACCGGUGCCGGCAAUAUUGGCAGAGAGAUUCAGAUCCUUGAGCACAUGUCGGAAGACGGGUGGGGGACGGUUUAUUAGAUAUGCACAACUAUUGAUGGUGUGGUUUCAUGGGCACUUUUGGAAAGUAGACAAGGUUUCUUAUCGCGUCUUUGCAGAAGGUUAUUUCUUGUUGAAAGAGGAAGCAACCAUACAAAGGAGAGAGGAUAUCUCGGAGGAGAAGUGGAUGGAAAUUCUUCAAAACCUUAAGGAAGAGGAUAUCGAGUGGAGAGCAUAUUGGAUGGUUCCAGAUGAGAUCAUGUAUCGGUGCGGUAACUUUGAUUGGGUGCCAUUGUUAGGAAUUUGGGGAGCUACCGGGUACACCCCAUUACUUGCAUUGAGACAAUAUAAAUCGAGGCAAUUUGUACCUACGACCUACGAACUUGCUCAGUGUGAAUUCUCUUUUAAAGGUGUCCACUAUAAAAAGAAAGUUCGGGAGCUAUCUGAUUCUUGGAAGCAAGCUCAUUGGAUAAAGAGGUUAGCUAUCAAUUCCAUGGUGACGCCUGAGUACGAUGGAUGGUUUAAGAAGAGGGUUAAUGAUAAUGUUCCUAGGCCAAGUUUAGAGAAUACUCGGCCUAUGGUAGAACAAUUACGAGUCUCCCCGUCAGAGUUGGAAAUGAUAAAACAAGACUUCGAGAAUAAGAGUUCAGAGCUUGGGAAAAAGAUCGAACAAUUGGAGGAAGAGAAGAUGCACCUAAGAUUAAACGCUGAUGUCCAGAGGUCAGAGGCUGAAAAGUGGAGAAGGGGGAAAGCUAAGGCCGAAGAGGAUCUAGACAGUUUAAAGACUGAUUACAAGAAGUUAUGCCUGUCUAUAAGGACUGCGGGGUUAGGUAAGACUUUCGAACAAUGGCAUGAAAUUCGAGAAGAAAAGACCAAGGCCGACCGAUGGGAAAGGAAAUCCGAAAAGCUCAGGCAUGAAAUGAAGAUCUAG
Gossypium arboreum is the source of this 1365-nucleotide messenger RNA. RefSeq lists its product as uncharacterized. The transcript has a single exon. NCBI's taxonomy places the organism in Eukaryota, Viridiplantae, Streptophyta, Magnoliopsida, Malvales, Malvaceae. The coding region runs from base 1 to 1365 and encodes 454 amino acids. The record is from RefSeq and is a predicted model, not a curated record.